AUGGAGGGAGGGUGGGAAGCAGGGAAGGGAGGCGGCGGCGCUCCCUACGACGCUGCCGAGCCCUCCCAUCACAUGACGGCGCCGGCUGAUGAGGCGGUUCCGCCUGCCCCGGUACCCGGCGCUACCGCCCGCCUUCCUCUACCGCCGGGAGGGCGGUGUGGGGGCGGCCCCGGGACAGCCGCGCUCUCAAGCUGCGGGGACGAGAGUACCAGUUUCAAGAUGUCAGGUGGUCCAAGAAUAUCAUUCAAUGCAAUUGAUUCUGCUCUUUCUUCUUUGAAAAACUGCCAGUCCUACAUCGACUCUGGAAUGGAUGUGGCUACUCAGGUUGCUCUUGACCUUGUGGAAAGUUUCAAUGAUGAAGAAGAUGUUAACAAUAUGGAAAAAGUCAUGUUAGAAUAUGCUACAAUGGACAGAGAACUUAAUCAUUAUAUAAAAGCAUUUGAAGAAACCAUAAAUCAGGUAAAACGAGAAAAACCAGAAAAUUUACCAGAUUUAGAAAACUUGGCGCAAGAAAAAUUCCUUGAAAUGGAGAGCAAGAACAGUGACUCAGAUUUUGAAAGGAAUGAAAAAUAUAUGUAUUUUAAGGAUCAACUUAAGGAGAUGAAAAAACAAUAUCGUGGUAAUGACACCAUUGAACAAAUCGAUGAAGAUAUAGCUGUGACUCGGAGUCAGAUGAACUUUAUUUGUCCCAUUACACAGAUUACAAUGAAGAGGCCAGUGAGGAACAAAGUCUGUGGACACAGUUAUGAAGAAGAUGCCAUUCUAGAAAUGAUCCAGACUCAAAAGCAGAAAAAGAAAAAAGUCCGAUGCCCUAAAAUGGGCUGUAGCCAUGUUGAUGUAAAAGGAUCAGAUCUUAUACCAGAUGAAGCACUUAAAAGAGUGAUUGACAGUCAGAAUAAACAAAGCUGGUCAACGCUGGACACAUGAGCUGGAUAUGCUACUGCCACAAAGAAAAUUUAUUAUUAGAGGUCUUGUGAGAUAAAUUGCUGAUUCUAAAUAGGUUGGAUAACUGGUUGUUAUUUGUUAAGUCUUUCAUUUAUAGGCAAAUCAUUGUUAAAUGUUUCAUUUUUAGCCGAAGUUGAAGGUCUCUGCUGUAACUGAAAGUACUUUUUGAACUCAGGAAUAUAAGGAAUUCCAGUUAAACUUGUUUGGGUUUUUUCUACCUUCCUGAAUUUCUAAAAGGUUGCAUUUGGUAAAUAAAGCAUGUUUUGCAGCAUUUAAA
This is a messenger RNA of Hirundo rustica (Barn swallow), 1222 nucleotides long. RefSeq names its product NSE2 (MMS21) homolog, SMC5-SMC6 complex SUMO ligase (gene NSMCE2). Lineage: Eukaryota; Metazoa; Chordata; Aves; Passeriformes; Hirundinidae. Gene Ontology annotation, molecular function: SUMO ligase activity; ubiquitin-protein transferase activity; zinc ion binding. The transcript is spliced from 7 exons. The record is from RefSeq and is a predicted model, not a curated record. Gene Ontology annotation, cellular component: nucleus; Smc5-Smc6 complex. The coding region runs from base 1 to 927 and encodes 308 amino acids. Gene Ontology annotation, biological process: protein sumoylation; double-strand break repair via homologous recombination; protein ubiquitination.